AUCAAAAAAUAUACCUCCCAGGGAAACGUAACCCAAGAAAGGCCCCAGGGUAUGAUUGAAAAAGGAAAAGUAGACCUCAGGCUGGAAAGUAGCCCUAGACUAUCACUAGGCCUUGACACUAGUAGCCAACAAAUAUCAGGCAAUAUAGAGAUGGAAAAAGACCUACAAAUACCAAAUAAAAAAGAGAUGGCAGAAAUGUUCAAAGAAUUGGAGAAAACAAUAAAACAAGAAAUGGUAAAUAUUCGAAAUGACCUGGGGCACCUUUUGGUGAGAGUGGAAGAAACGGAGGAGAAAGUUAAAAACCAGACCCAAGCUAUUUCCGAAUUAGAAAAAGAGAUAAUCAAUAUAGGUAAAGUUCAAGAAAAAUUGCUUUAUAAGGCUGAGAUACAAGAAAAUAGGGACAGGAGGAGAAAUAUUAGGAUACGAGGGGUCCCAGAGAACCCAAAAGGAGAAAUUCUGCAAGAGGUGGUUUGUAAAAUAUUAAACUCUAUAAUGGACGGUACUGAUAUGGAAAGGACUAAAAUAGAAGGAAUUUUUAGAAAAGGAAAACUCCAAGGAAAUCUGGGGAAGGAAAGGCCGAGAGAUAUACUUGUUAACUUUUAUGAGCUUCAAGAUAAAGAAAAAAUCUGGAGGAAGAUUAAGGGAAAAUCAGUAAUUAAAUAUGAAGGAAAGGAUAUACAGAUAUAUGCGGACUUGUCACCAGAGACUCUGUGGAGAAGGAGAACCCUGAGACCCCUGUUGGAAAGGUUGAAAGAACAGAAUGUGCAAUAUAGAUGGGGGAUUCCUGAGUGCCUAAUAGGAUGGAAAAAUGGAGGUACAGCAUAUCUCAGGUUCCAAGAAGAUUUGAAAAACUUUUGUGAUAGACUCAAACUACAAAGAAUGGAAAUUCCUGGUUGGGAAGAAGAACACUGGGAAAUUAGAACGAAAAGAAUAGAGGACUGGUAGGGGGGGGGAGGGACGGAAGAAUGGGAGGGAGGGGGGAGGGGGAUGGGAGGAUAA
Messenger RNA from Staurois parvus, 999 nucleotides. Lineage: Eukaryota; Metazoa; Chordata; Amphibia; Anura; Ranidae. The record is from the annotation of a GenBank genome assembly.